Molecule: messenger RNA, 1392 nt
Organism: Ciona intestinalis (vase tunicate)
Lineage: Eukaryota; Metazoa; Chordata; Ascidiacea; Phlebobranchia; Cionidae
Source: RefSeq, a predicted model, not a curated record
CACAUUUCCCCAAUAUUGUCUUUUGUUGACAUUUUAUAGUCCGUCAAGCAACAGACGACUUUUUACAAUUCGGCAGUAAUUUUGCGGUUUACAGGCUCGAAAACGAUUAGGGAUUUUCCUUGAUUCGACAGUGUAUGGUUUUAAAUAAGUACCCAACCGUGACUGUGCUUCACGCACGAAUGGUGUUGGUUCGGGGAGACUUUAACAUUGUUGCUCAUUCACACAGCGCUUGUGUAUCUUGUACGGUAGAAGUAACUACUUGUUAUUAUGCGAUAACGAACUGAAAGUGGUUUAUAGCGUUUACAAUUAUAUUAAUAUGAGUUACGAAGUAGAAAGAAACAGUCCCUAUGCCGCGAUAGAUGAAGUCAGUCCUAGUUAUUGCCUUGUUAGCCCCUCAGCAUCAGGCACUCAUGAAAAAGUCGAUGAAAUUCUUCAACGGGUACGGCGAAUAGACAACAUCCUAAAGACUACAGUGGAUGUGUCAUUAAAAGAUUCUAAAGUUAAACCAGCAGUUGCUCCGAAACCAGUGCGCAGCUUGUCAACAACAGCAUUACCUCCAGGGCUGACGUCUGCUGCACCGCCACGACCGCCAAAAACACAGCCCGCAAGGCGUCGAUGCGAGUCUGGGACCGCUCACAAGACGUUUACUAAACCAGAGUGCGAAUUCCUAACGUUACAGCUUAAGUCGGUACGCUCAAUACUGGACGAAAUGAUCGACGACGAUUUUGCCGAAAAAGACAAAGGCAUGGCCACACUGGACUCUGUUAUAAAAGCAAUUCAACCUUAAACUACUAUACAUAAUUACAAUACAUUUGCUUUGACCUUGACAUUGUUACGCCGAUUUACCUUACAAUUUAUGCCUCAGUGCAUCACAAACUUUCGUGCAUGAGAGGUCAUGUUGUUUCUGCAACCGAACUCAAAGUGCACGACCUGGUUCCGAUACACUGUUGCUCUAUGCUGUUAAACCAUACUUCCAAGCCUGUGCUUUGUAUAGUUUAAAAGUUCCCACAGAAAUCGAUACCUUGACCAAACAAUGCCCGUUUUAUUUAUAAUGUAACGUGUUUAUAAUUAAGUAUAAUACUGUAGGGUAAGUACAACCCUUUCGAACAUAUUAUCCAAAUAUCCUGAUCGUAUUUUUACAAUCAAAAACGGUCGGUGGGAAUCGUUAGGUUUUAUAAUUUUUGAAUGUUUUUUGUUUACCACAAAACGGGAUGAAGAAGUGGUAUGAAAAUGUAUCCCUUCUAUUCGCCCAACCUAUACUGCAUAUGAUAUAUUGUUUUCAAUGUUUAUUGUUUAGCGAUUGUAAUGUUGCUAGUUUAGUUUACAUGUGUGGUAGGUAUAUGUGCUACACUUUAUUUAUUUGCCAAAUUAAACAUAAUUCUUAGUUCUUGG